UUAGUUGGUUCCUAUAGCUCAAACAUGGAAGAAGACAAGGAAGAGGUGAAGACGAUGGUCUCAUCACAACCAGAAACAGAUAUCCAACUCACCAAUGUUGAUGUGAAACAGUACUCUUCUCCAAAUGACUUAGAGACCUUCUACGUCAAACUCACUGACUUGUUGGACUCUUCUGGAUACAAUCUCAUUUUGAAUGUCCGAAAAACUUGCUUAGACUUGUACCUGUUUUACAUGGAAGUCACCAAAAGAGGAGGUUAUCACCAGGUUCGUAAGGAAAAGAAAUGGGGUGAAAUUGUUUCAGCACUGAAACUGGAAGGAAACAAUGCAAGGCUAUGUACUCAAGUUCAAAAGCUCUAUGGAAAGCUUCUAUACAAAUUUGAGAAACUUUACUUCUACAGGUUUCCUGCGUCUCAAACUGCAUCUGGCAGCACCAAAGCUAAAAGGAAGCAGGGAUCAACAUCAAGUUUAUCCCAAUUAGUGGAUGAUGGAGAUUAUCCGACAGCGGCAGAGAUAUCCAAGGACUGCCCUAUCAAUGUGACAGCAAUACCUGAAGUGCAACUACAGACACCAUCAAAGGACAAAGAAAAGAAGAAAAAGCGAGGUUGUCCAACGGGACGAAGUGGAUAUCAAAUUUUCCUCAAGCAGGAAUGUGCGCGAUUAAAAGCUUCUGGUCAGGACAUAGAUGGCAAGCAUAUCCUGCGCGUGGCGGUGGAAGAAUGGAAUAAGUUGUCAGACAUUGAUAAACAGCCAUAUGUGGAGGAAAGCAAGAAGAUGAAGGAACAAAAGAAGGAAGCAAUGAUGACUGAAAAUAAUAAACAGAAGAGCACUCUAGAUCUUAACAAGGAUGAAAAGAAGGCUAAUCUGUGUUGUGGUGACUACUACUGUGUAACUUUGCAACCUCAAGCAAAUAACCCUCUUGUCAACAAUGCAGCAGUGGAUUUGGCUUAUAAAAUGACAGAAAAAACAUCCAAAGAUCCCUUCUUCCCAUUUGAUCUGGAUGCUUAUCGUUCCGUAGAUUUGCUAACCGGGUUAGCAAUCGGAGAACCCAAAUAACUGUACUAGUUACUGGGCAAGUCUUUUUUGGUUUUUGAGGCAAUGCUAAGCUAUUGCCUGUGGCUGUGCAUCAAGUAGUUUUCCCUUUUUGUGACUCAAACCAAGCUAAGCUGCUGUGUAUUUAUAGUUUUGAAACAGCAGCAACCAAGUUUGAUGAAUAGACAUCAAUGUUUGCACUAGUGAAGUAUGUAUAUAUAAACCUUAUAUAUAACUUAUGGAGGCUUGUCUUGUAAUGCUAAACUUUGUUGGCUUGGUUAACCUUUAUGA
Messenger RNA from Vicia villosa (hairy vetch), 1320 nucleotides. RefSeq names its product high mobility group B protein 10-like. The record is from RefSeq and is a predicted model, not a curated record. Bases 25 to 1053 code for a protein of 342 amino acids. The transcript has 6 exons. Gene Ontology annotation, molecular function: DNA binding. NCBI's taxonomy places the organism in Eukaryota, Viridiplantae, Streptophyta, Magnoliopsida, Fabales, Fabaceae.